AUGUCUGUUGAAGAAAAACAGGCGAGAUCUGUCUUUGUUGGAAAUAUUCCUCAUGGUACAACCGAAGAUCAAAUGAAAGAAAUAUUUUCUGUCAUUGGACCGGUAUUAAGUUUUCGAAUUGUAUAUGAUCGUGAAACAGGAAAUCCAAAAGGUUAUGGAUUCGCUGAGUAUCAAGAUAUUGAUAUGGCUCAAAGUGCAAUCAGAAAUCUGAAUGGUUUCGAGUUUGGUGGACGAACAUUACGCGUUGAUAAAGCAUCAUCUCAAGCCGAUGAAUUGAGGCUUUUACAUCAACAAACAGGCGGUCCACCAUUUGAGAGUGCUUAUGGAGCAAACGUAUCACCGGAAAAAGUUCCAGAAGUUAUUGCACGCACAAUAGCUAAUUUACCUCCCGAACAAGUUGUUGAUUUAAUGAAACAUAUGCAAAUAAUAAUUAAAGAAUAUUCGAGCGACGCACGAAAUAUUCUCAUACAAAAUCCACAAUUAACAUAUGCGAUGUUGCAAGCAAUGGUUAUCAUGGGCUUGAUACAACCAAGCGAAGCGAUUAAUAUGCUUCACAAACGACCAGAUGUACCGCAAAUAUUACCAAUUAUUCCAAAUCAAUCAAUAACGCCUAUUGGACUUUUGGUUCCUAACACUUUACAAUCGAUGCAUAUCCGUCCUUCUUUACCUGUUCCAAAUCCAACUUUAUCACAAUCAACAUCUCGUACACCCUUCACAACGCCUCCGCCCGUGAUUCCACCUCCAUUACCGCCACCGCCACCAUUCACAUUCAAUCAACCACCGAUUCCACCUAUAGGAUACCAAUCGCCUGUUAAUAUUCCAAUACCACCACCUCCCUUACCACAAUCACACGUCUCUCCUGGUGGUAGCGUUUCUAACAUGUCUCGAACAGAUCACGAAAAGGCACAUCUUCUCAUGCAAGUAUUACAAUUGAGUGAUGCACAAAUUGCUCAAUUGCCGCCCGAUCAACGUACGAGUAUCAUGUUAUUGAAAGAACAAAUAGCUAAAAGUGGACAUGGACCGCCAAUGUGA
Molecule: messenger RNA, 1032 nt
Organism: Didymodactylos carnosus
Lineage: Eukaryota; Metazoa; Rotifera; Eurotatoria; Philodinida; Philodinidae
Source: the annotation of a GenBank genome assembly